AUGAUCGAAACCCAUAGUAGUAGUAGUAGUAGUAGUAGUAGUAGUAGUAGUAGUAGUAGUAGUAGUAGUAGUAGUAGUAGUAGUAGUAGUAGUAGUAGUAGUAGUAGUAGUAGUAGUAGUAGUAGUAGUAGUAGUAGUAGUAGUAGUAGUAGUAGUAGUAGUAGUAGUAGUAGUAGUAGUAGUAGUAGUAGUAGUAGUAGUAGUAGUAGUAGUAGUAGUAGUAGUAGUAGUAGUAGUAGUAGUAGUAGUAGUAGUAGUAGUAGUAGUAGUAGUAGUAGUAGUAGUAGUAGUAGUAGUAGUAGUAGUAGUAGUAGUAGUAGUAGUAGUAGUAGUAGUAGUAGUAGUAGUAGUAGUAGUAGUAGUAGUAGUAGUAGUAGUAGUAGUAGUAGUAGUAGUAGUAGUAGUAGUAGUAGUAGUAGUAGUAGUAGUAGUAGUAGUAGUAGUAGUAGUAGUAGUAGUAGUAGUAGUAGUAGUAGUAGUAGUAGUAGUAGUAGUAGUAGUAGUAGUAGUAGUAGUAGUAGUAGUAGUAGUAGUAGUAGUAGUAGUAGUAGUAGUAGUAGUAGUAGUAGUAGUAGUAGUAGUAGUAGUAGUAGUAGUAGUAGUAGUAGUAGUAGUAGUAGUAGUAGUAGUAGUAGUAGUAGUAGUAGUAGUAGUAGUAGUAGUAGUAGUAGUAGUAGUAGUAGUAGUAGUAGUAGUAGUAGUAGUAGUAGUAGUAGUAGUAGUAGUAGUAGUAGUAGUAGUAGUAGUAGUAGUAGUAGUAGUAGUAGUAGUAGUAGUAGUAGUAGUAGUAGUAGUAGUAGUAGUAGUAGUAGUAGUAGUAGUAGUAGUAGUAGUAGUAGUAGUAGUAGUAGUAGUAGUAGUAGUAGUAGUAGUAGUAGUAGUAGUAGUAGUAGUAGUAGUAGUAGUAGUAGUAGUAGUAGUAGUAGUAGUAGUAGUAGUAGUAGUAGUAGUAGUAGUAGUAGUAGUAGUAGUAGUAGUAGUAGUAGUAGUAGUAGUAGUAGUAGUAGUAGUAGUAGUAGUAGUAGUAGUAGUAGUAGUAGUAGUAGUAGUAGUAGUAGUAGUAGUAGUAGUAGUAGUAGUAGUAGUAGUAGUAGUAGUAGUAGUAGUAGUAGUAGUAGUAGUAGUAGUAGUAGUAGUAGUAGUAGUAGUAGUAGUAGUAGUAGUAGUAGUAGUAGUAGUAGUAGUAGUAGUAGUAGUAGUAGUAGUAGUAGUAGUAGUAGUAGUAGUAGUAGUAGUAGUAGUAGUAGUAGUAGUAGUAGUAGUAGUAGUAGUAGUAGUAGUAGUAGUAGUAGUAGUAGUAGUAGUAGUAGUAGUAGUAGUAGUAGUAGUAUAGUAGUAAGUAGUAGUAGUAGUAGUAGUAGUAGUAGUAGUAGUAGUAGUAGUAGUAGUAGUAGUAGUAGUAGUAGUAGUAGUAGUAGUAGUAGUAGUAGUAGUAGUAGUAGUAGUAGUAGUAGUAGUAGUAGUAGUAGUAGUAGUAGUAGUAGUAGUAGUAGUAGUAGUAGUAGUAGUAGUAGUAGUAGUAGUACUACUACUACUACUACUACUACUACUACUACUACUACUACUACUACUACUACUACUACUACUACUACUACUACUACUACUACUACUACUACUACUACUACUACUACUACUACUACUACUACUACUACUACUACUACUACUACUACUACUACUACUACUACUACUACUACUACUACUACUACUACUACUACUACUACUACUACUACUACUACUACUACUACUACUACUACUACUACUACUACUACUACUACUACUACUACUACUACUACUACUACUACUACUACUACUACUACUACUACUACUACUACUACUACUACUACUACUACUACUACUACUACUACUACUACUACUACUACUACUACUACUACUACUACUACUACUACUACUACUACUACUACUACUACUACUACUACUACUACUACUACUACUACUACUACUACUACUACUACUACUACUACUACUACUACUACUACUACUACUACUACUACUACUACUACUACUACUACUACUACUACUACUACUACUACUACUACUACUACUACUACUACUACUACUACUACUACUACUACUACUACUACUACUACUACUACUACUACUACUACUACUACUACUACUACUACUACUACUACUACUACUACUACUACUACUACUACUACUACUACUACUACUACUACUACUACUACUACUACUACUACUACUACUACUACUACUACUACUACUACUACUACUACUACUACUACUACUACUACUACUACUACUACUACUACUACUACUACUACUACUACUACUACUACUACUACUACUACUACUACUACUACUACUACUACUACUACUACUACUACUACUACUACUACUACUACUACUACUACUACUACUACUACUACUACUACUACUACUACUACUACUACUACUACUACUACUACUACUACUACUACUACUACUACUACUACUACUACUACUACUACUACUACUACUACUACUACUACUACUACUACUACUACUACUACUACUACUACUACUACUACUACUACUACUACUACUACUACUACUACUACUACUACUACUACUACUACUACUACUACUACUACUACUACUACUACUACUACUACUACUACUACUACUACUACUACUACUACUACUACUACUACUACUACUACUACUACUACUACUACUACUACUACUACUACUACUACUACUACUACUACUACUACUACUACUACUACUACUACUACUACUACUACUACUACUACUACUACUACUACUACUACUACUACUACUACUACUACUACUACUACUACUACUACUACUACUACUACUACUACUACUACUACUACUACUACUACUACUACUACUACUACUACUACUACUACUACUACUACUACUACUACUACUACUACUACUACUACUACUACUACUACUACUACUACUACUACUACUACUACUACUACUACUACUACUACUACUACUACUACUACUACUACUACUACUACUACUACUACUACUACUACUACUACUACUACUACUACUACUACUACUACUACUACUACUACUACUACUACGUCUAAAUAG
Schistosoma turkestanicum is the source of this 3093-nucleotide messenger RNA. The record is from the annotation of a GenBank genome assembly. NCBI's taxonomy places the organism in Eukaryota, Metazoa, Platyhelminthes, Trematoda, Strigeidida, Schistosomatidae.